AUGUCUACUGGUGAGAAUUACUUUCCAAUCAAGAUCGAAAAAGCCUUGAAUGAUCCAACCCUUUUGUUAAAUCAUACAUGUUUGAGAGUCAAGGAUCCAGCAAGGACCGUUGAGUUUUACACCAAGUACUUCGGUAUGAAGUUAUUAAGUAGAAAGGACUUCAAAGAAGCUAAAUUUAGUUUAUACUUCUUGAGUUUCCCAAAGGACGACAUAUCUAAAAACAAGGACGGAGAGCCUGAUGUUUUCAGUGCACGUGGUAUCUUAGAACUAACUCACAAUUGGGGUACUGAGAAAGAUUCGCACUUCAAGAUCAACAAUGGGAAUGAAGAACCCUAUCGUGGCUUUGGGCAUAUAUGUUUUUCUGUAUUUGAUAUCAAUAAGACUUGCGAAGAAUUAGAGUCUAAAGGUGUCGAGUUCAAGAAGAGACUUUCUGAUGGAAGACAGAAGGACAUUGCGUUCGCUUUGGACCCUGAUGGAUACUGGAUUGAGUUGAUCACGUAUUCCAGAAAAGGCCAGGAAUACCCAAAGAGCUCAGUUGGCAACAAGUUCAACCAUACCAUGAUCCGUGUCAAGAACCCAACUCAAUCCUUAGAAUUCUACCAGAAUGUGUUGGGCAUGAAGUUGUUGAGAACAAGUGAGCACGAAAAUGCCAAAUUUACAUUAUACUUUCUAGGUUAUGGCGUUCCAAAAACAGACAGUGUCUUCUCAUGUGAAAGCGUCCUAGAAUUAACUCACAACUGGGGAACGGAGGAUGAUUCAAACUUUCAGUACCAUAACGGUAACUCGGAGCCCCAAGGUUAUGGUCACAUUUGCAUAAGUUGUGAUGAUGCUGGUGCUCUUUGUAAAGAAAUUGAAACCAAAUAUGGUGAUAAAAUCCAAUGGUCUCCUAAAUUCAACCAUGGUAAAAUGAAGAAUAUUGCCUUUUUAAAGGAUCCUGACGGGUAUUCUAUCGAAGUUGUUCCACACGGUUUGGUUGUUUGA
Molecule: messenger RNA, 981 nt
Organism: Saccharomyces mikatae IFO 1815
Lineage: Eukaryota; Fungi; Ascomycota; Saccharomycetes; Saccharomycetales; Saccharomycetaceae
Gene: GLO1
Product: lactoylglutathione lyase GLO1
Exons: 1
Coding region: 1-981 (326 amino acids)
Molecular function (GO): lactoylglutathione lyase activity; metal ion binding
Source: RefSeq, a predicted model, not a curated record